Talaromyces stipitatus ATCC 10500 is the source of this 1038-nucleotide messenger RNA. RefSeq names its product oxidoreductase, zinc-binding dehydrogenase family, putative. NCBI's taxonomy places the organism in Eukaryota, Fungi, Ascomycota, Eurotiomycetes, Eurotiales, Trichocomaceae. Gene Ontology annotation, molecular function: oxidoreductase activity, acting on the CH-CH group of donors, NAD or NADP as acceptor. The record is from RefSeq and is a predicted model, not a curated record. The coding region runs from base 1 to 1038 and encodes 345 amino acids. The transcript has 2 exons.
AUGCCGGAGAACAGAGCUCUAUUCUAUAACAGCGUGCCCGAAGGGCUGCCUGUCGUAGGAAAGGAUCUCAACAUUCAAUCCGUCCCCUACCCCGAAGAAGCUCCCGAGAACGGCAUCGUCGUGAAGAAUCUGUACGGCAGUUUCGACCCGUACCUACGGGGUCGCAUGCGCUCACCCGAAAUCAAAUCAUAUGUACCCGCCUUUGAACUCAACAAGCCCAUCGUCAACACUCAAAUCGCCCAAGUCAUCAAGUCCAAGAAUGCAAACUUCAAAGAAGGCGACCAAGUCGUUGGCAUACUCCCGUUCCAGGAAUACAUUGCCCUAAACGGCGAUCAGGUCGCGGGUAUCAAACACCUACAGAACCCGUUGGGUCUCGACGAUAUUCGUUACUUCCUCGGAGCCUUGGGUAUGCCCGGUCUCACGGCAUAUUCAUCCCUGUACGAGAUCGGUAAACCGAAGAAGGGAGAUACAAUCUUUGUCUCCGCUGCGAGCGGCGCUGUAGGACAGCUAGUGGGUCAACUUGCCAAACACGAAGGGCUCAAAGUCAUUGGUAGCGUUGGCUCCGAUGAGAAACUGAACUUCAUCCUUAAAGAUUUGGGAUUCGAUGCUGGAUUCAAUUACAAGAAAGAAAGUCCCUCGCAGGCUCUGAAGCGAUUGGCACCUGAAGGGUUAGACAUUUACUUUGAAAACGUCGGCGGAGACCAUCUUGCGGCUGCUCUUGACGCAAUGAAGGAUUACGGACGUGUUAUUGUCUGCGGUCUGAUUGCGGGAUACAACCAAAAGCCCGAGGAGAUCUACCCGCUGCGGAAUUAUGGAAAUAUCCUGUGGAAGCGGUUGACUGUGCGUGGUUUCGUGGUUGGUGAUAAAGGAAUGGGUGACAAGUACGCCGAUGAGCAUCGAGAGCGUGUGUCGAAAUGGAUCAAGGAGGGUACUUUUAAAGCUGUGACCUGGGAGGUUGAGGGUAUUGAGCAGGCUGGUGAUGGGUUGUUGGCUCUUUUCCAUGGUCAUAAUUUUGGCAAGGCUGUAUUGAAGUAUUAA